This is a messenger RNA of Oryzias latipes (Japanese medaka), 6416 nucleotides long. It is a transcript of the gene epha8, whose product is annotated as eph receptor A8. Gene Ontology annotation, molecular function: protein binding; transmembrane-ephrin receptor activity; ATP binding. NCBI's taxonomy places the organism in Eukaryota, Metazoa, Chordata, Actinopteri, Beloniformes, Adrianichthyidae. The record is from RefSeq and is a predicted model, not a curated record. Gene Ontology annotation, biological process: ephrin receptor signaling pathway; protein phosphorylation; axon guidance. Gene Ontology annotation, cellular component: dendrite; plasma membrane.
ACUGAAGCGAGCCGCGGAGGCAGGCUCCAACUCCAACCCAAUGAGCGCACAGCCCUCACACACAGACGCACACACCUCAACCCUGGGACACAAGAAGAGGAGGAAGAGGAAGGAGAAUCGGAGGGAGAGACCCUGAGUGAGGCAGCGCGGGAGAGUGAGGGAGUCAGAGAGGGGGAGACUGGCAGGGUGUGAGGGAGAACACCAUGGCUUCAGAUCCGGGGCUGACUGCUAUGCUUCUGUGGACUAUAUCCCUCCAGACUGUGGGCUCGGCGGGAACCAACGGCAACGAAGUGAAUCUUCUCGACACGACGACUAACACCGGAGACUGGGGCUGGCUCGCCUACCCGUCACACGGGUGGGACGCCAUUAACGAGAUGGACGAGUACUUCACCCCGAUCCACACGUACCAGGUCUGCAACGUGAUGAGCCCCAGCCAAAACAACUGGCUGGUGACGGGCUGGAUUCCCCGAGAGGGAGCCAGAAGGAUCUACAUCGAGGUUAAGUUCACCCUGAGAGACUGCAACAGCAUGCCCGGAGUGCUGGGAACCUGCAAGGAAACCUUCAACUUGUACUAUUAUGAGUCUGACAGAGCCGUGGGCUCAGCCAUCCGGGAGAACCAGUUCAAUAAAAUUGACACCAUAGCUGCUGAUGAGAGCUUCACCGGCGUUGACCUCGGAGUCCGAAGACUUAAACUCAACACAGAGGUGCGAGGCGUGGGCCCCCUGACGCGGCGAGGCUUCUACCUGGCCUUCCAGGACAUCGGGGCCUGCAUCGCUCUCACCUCCGUGCGGGUGUACUACAAACGCUGCGUGGGGGUGAGCCGUAACCUAGCUGUCUUCACCGACGUGGUGACAGGGGCCGACUCGUCCUCCCUGGUGGAGGUCAGGGGUCAGUGUGUGGACCACGCGGAGGAGAGAGACACACCAAAGAUGUACUGCAGCGCUGAGGGGGAGUGGCUGGUGCCAAUUGGGAGGUGCGUGUGCUCGGCUGGAUUUGAGGAGCACAGAGACUCCUGCGUUGCCUGUGAGGUGGGUUAUUACAAACCGGUGGCAGGGGAUGGCCCGUGUGGCAAAUGUCCACAGCACAGCCACUCAGAGACCAGAGCUGCCAUCUCCUGUCCAUGUGACUCCAACUACUAUCGAGCGGCAGACGACCCCCCAGCAGCCCCAUGCUCCCGCCCUCCAUCUGCUCCUGUGAACGUCAUCUCCUCCGUCAACGGGACCUCUGUGAAUUUAGAGUGGGAUCGUCCUCUGGACACCGGGGGUCGCAGCGACCUGCAGUACAGCGUGUUGUGUCUGAAGUGCUCCAGGGAAGGACCCUGCGAGGACUGCUCCGCUUCUCCAGGAGGCGGAGGAGGGAAAGCAGGUGGCGGGGCAAGCAUUGGAACUGCUGGAGGAGGAAUGGUGGAGCGUUUGGGGACAGCAAGCGUGAAGUUUGUUCCUCGGCGGAACGGCCUUACAGAACCUUGGGUGACGGUGCUCAACCUGGUGGCUCACACCAACUACUCCUUCCGCAUCGUGGCCACAAAUGCAGUGACUCACCUGAGCAGUGAGCGCCCUCCGUACGCAUCGGUAAACAUCACAACAAACCAGGCAGCACCUUCUGAGGUGUUAGCGAUCCGCCAGGAGAAUGCCAGUCAGAACAGUGUGACCCUGCUGUGGCACGAACCGGACCAGCCCAACGGAGUAAUCCUGGAGUACGACAUCAAAUACCACGAGAAGGAUAAUGAAGAGCAGACUUAUUCCACUCUAAAGUCUAAAAACACCAGCGCUCGGGUGUCCGGACUGAAGCCAGGAACCAAGUACAUUUUCCAAAUCCGAGCCAGAACUUCUGCAGGGUGUGGACGCUUCAGCCAGAAUGUGGAGAUUCAGACAGGCAAAGCAGCUCCUCUACGUUACAACACCAUGACCAUCAUUUGGAUCUGCAUGGCGCUGGUGUCUGGCCUGGUCGCCUUCCUGGCCGCCAUCAUCUGCAGGAAACGGCAAGGCUACACUUUACCACACUACCCGUCGCUGCUACACUGUGGUUACAGCAAAGCCUUCCAAGACUCCGAUGAGGAGAAGAUGCAUUACCAGAACGGUCAUGUGUCAUUCCCCGAUGCGAGGUUCUAUAUCGACCCGCACACAUACGAGGACCCCUGCCAGGCGCUCCACGAGUUCGCCCGAGAAAUUGAAGCUUCCAGGAUCAAAAUCGAGAAAAUUAUUGGCUCAGGGGAGUUUGGGGAGGUGUGUUAUGGAAGGAUGAGGCUCCCGGGAAAAAGGGACAUCCCAGUGGCGCUGAAGACUCUGAAGGCAGGAUACACAGAGAAGCAGAAGAGGGACUUCCUGGCUGAGGCAUCCAUAAUGGCCCAGUUUGACCACCCGAAUGUCAUCCACCUGGAGGGAGUCGUAACUCACAGCAAACCAGCGAUGAUCAUCACAGAGUACAUGGAGAACGGCUCUCUGGACUCCUUUCUAAGGAGACACGACGGCCAGUUCACCAUCAUCCAGCUGGUUGGGUUGCUGCGUGGCAUUGCGGCAGGCAUGACCUACCUGUCUGACCUGGGCUACAUCCACCGCGACCUGGCCGCCCGCAACAUCCUGGUCAACAGCAACCUGGUGUGUAAGGUGUCUGACUUUGGCCUGUCCAGAGUCCUGGAGGAUGACCCCGAUGCUGCAUACACCACCAGUGUGAGUUUUCACAUCGAGGGUGGGAAAAUCCCAAUCCGCUGGACGGCCCCCGAGGCCAUUGCAUAUAGAAAGUUCUCCUCGUCGAGCGACGUGUGGAGCUACGGCGUGGUCAUGUGGGAGGUGAUGUCCUACGGAGAGCGACCAUACUGGAACCUCACCAACAGAGAUGUGAUCAAGUCUGUGGAAGAGGGCUACAGGCUGCCUGCUCCAAUGGGCUGCCCUGCUGCUUUACACACACUCAUGCUGGACUGCUGGCAGAAGGAUCGCAACGAGAGGCCGCGCUUUUGCCAGAUAGUCACUAUUCUUGACAAGCUAAUCCGCAACCCGGAGAACCUGAAGUCUGUGGACAAGCUCUGCAGUUUAAACAGUCCUCCGCUGACGGAGAGAGCUAUCCCUGACUUCAGUAGCUGUAACUCAGUAGACGAGUGGCUGGACACCAUAAAGAUGGGUCGCUACAAGGAACACUUUGCAGCGGGGGGCUACUACACUCUGGGACAUGUCAUAAGCAUGAAGCAAGGGGAUAUUCAGAGGCUCGGGGUGACGCUGAUGGGCCAUCAGAAGAAAAUUAUGACCAGUGUCCAGCUAAUGAGGGCACAAGUCCUCAACAAGAGCGUCCCAUCAGUGCACGUAUAACUCCAAAGUUGAGGUUUCUUUCUGCUAAGAUCUGAACCUCCAGGUCUUUUUGUGCGGUUCAGAAGGACACCAUGUGGGAAAAGUUCACCAGAAAAGCAAGAAAAGAAGAUGCAGUGGAACUUUACAGAUUUUUAUUUGAGAUAAAGAAACAAAAGGUGGAAGGUUUUGUUACCAAGGGGAACAUGUGACCAAGACUUCUUUGGGACAGACUCCUUUUUUUUCUUCCUAACAUUUAUAUUUUAUGUCUUGUUUAUGAAUGGAAAGACUGCCUUAAUUACCACAAAUAAUUUGCAUUUCAUCGUCUACAAAGAAAAGAUUAUUUAUCAUGAUUUUAUCAGAGUCCUAAAAUUUACUCAACCAGGAAGCAAAAGGGGUGCAGCGCAUGAAAUUAUGGAAUAGGCAAAGCUGCUGUUUCCUGUCAUGAUGACACAUCCUAACUUUGUUGCAGCAACACUGUAAAAGAGUGAACGUCAGGCCAGAGAAAUAAAAGAAACGGAAGACAGGGUUUACUUAAACUUCCGGAUUGUCCUAAGCAUGAAAGAAAGGAUCCAACUUAGGCUACCAAUGCCAACCAUAGGCACAUUUUCCUAUCCACUCUUGAAGAAUGAGACCAAAAGAGCCUUUAAGCUCUCAGCCCAGUUUCAAGCUGCACAGCGCAGAACUGCUGUACUUUGAAUAUGAGUGCAAAUCAUUUAAAGUGCACCUUAUUAUACAGUCUACAGGUUGCAGAGGCUCUGUGCAGUUGUGUCAAAAGCUUUCAGACGUGACAAGCGCCACACCAGUGGUGUUUUAAAAAAGUAAGUGUUUCAACAUUUGCCAAAAAAACAACAAGAGACAUGCACCAAUAAAAAAACGAGACAGAAAAAAUUCACACAAAAUACAACUACACCUACAUUUCAUUUUGUAAAAGACAAAGAAACCAAUGGGCUUUAUUAAAAUUUAGCAGUAUUCUUUUACUUAAGUAGUAGGGGUGCAACGAUUUAUUUUAACAACGAUUUGAUUCGAUAUUUGUGGUUACAGAUUCCAUUCACUUUCGAUUUUAGUCAUUUUAACCUCAAAUCGAACCAGGACAUCUUACCAAAAACUUCAACCAGUGCGACUAAGAGAUAAAUAUAGUUAAGUAUAGUAAACCUACCAUUUCUCAAUACUAAUGGUAUUUCCUCAUUUUAAUUCAAAUAUCAAUUUAUCUCGUUUUGAAACAAUUUCAUCGUCUUGGUCAAUUUGAUUCAAUUCUGCCUCAGACAGAUCGAUCUGGUUUGAUCUAUUUGAUGAAAUCAAUUCAUUCGUUAAACAAUGAAUUGUUACACCCCUAUUAAGUAAUAAAUGGGAUUUUAAUCUAAGGAAAGCUUGUAAAUUGAUUUUUCUUUUCAAAUUUUAGAGUUUUAAAAAAAAUUAUUUGGGUUACUGAUGUAGAAUUUCAAAAAUAACCAACAGAAAUUUAUAAAUCAAAAAUAUUCAGUUUUUGGUUCCUAAACAUAGGCUAACUUUAUUACAUUAGAGAUGCAUUUCAUAAUCUGAAAUGCAUUAAAUCUAAAUCAUUGUUUGUAAAUAAUGAAAAAGCUUUUAUAUAAUAUAAAUUAAUAACUUAAAAAUCAGCCAAAUGUGAUGCAAAAGUCUGAUAUUAAAUCCUUUUUUGGGCGAUGAUAAUUUCAGGUGCAACAACCAGCAACACGUAAUGAGGGAGACUCAAAACAAAAAAAGGUUUUCGUCAUCAUUUUCUGCAAAACGGGCCAUGGAAAUGAUAUUUGCCAUUAACCCCAGUAUCAGAAAAAGCUACAGACAAAAAAAAACGAGGUUUUCACUGUUAAAUUGUAUAUUCUUAUCAUAAUAGUUUGAAACAAAAUUGCUAAAUUAAGAUCUUGACACAUAUCUGAAUUUUUUUAUUUUUACCUGGUUAUGAAUCAUUUAGAAGCAUCUGAAAAAGCUGAAUAAUCUUAAUUUGAAAAAAACAAAAACAAAUAAGACAUUGAUAUAUUAGCAAGAUUAUUCUAACUGGUUUUCUUUUUAGAGUAAUUAUUUUACCUAAUCAUUUUACUAAAAGACAAAAACAAAAUACUGAAUAAAAAGAAAUCAAUCACAUCAGCACAUCAAGAAGUGGUACAAAGGGUAUUAUCUUAUUUUAUGUUAGAGUAAAAAUGCUUUUCUUUGUGCCUCCAGUACAACAAGUCAAGCAUAACCUUUAUGUAUAAUUUUUUAUGUUACAUGUUACAGAAAUAUGGUUUGAUUAACAAACUCAGUCAUUUUUGAGAUGAGCACAUGUACUAUUCAAUUUGGGCUCGAAAAAAGCUCCACAGACUGUAAACUAAAGUGUAACUUCCAAGUGUGAUUACAAAGUCUGCCUCUGCCUUGAUAAAAAUACAGAACAAAGAAGAAUGUCUGGAAUCGAAUGAUUUAAAAACAAACAAAAACAAAUACAAAUAAGCCCAAAAUUAUGCCUUCCUCCCCUUUGUGCCAUCAAGAGAAUGUUUUCUCCUGUGCACCUCAGUAGGUUUUCCUCUAGUUGGUUGAUGUCAGAUUUUAUUAGAGAACUCUAUGAUGUUUAUUGUAUUAUAGUGACAUUUCACUGCUAGUUUGAUAUUUUUUUCUUCUGAAUGCUUUUGAAGACACUGGACUUGAACUGAAAUCUCAUAUUUUAUAAAGUUAGGAUCUGUUUUUGCUAGAUGAAUUGAUUUAUAAUGCAUAAAAGAAGUUCAGUCACUUGAAGGAUGAAAAAAAGAGAUUUAUUCACUUUUUUAUUAUUUAUUCAUGCCUAUUUGUUCUUUUUUUAAUCUAAGACAAUUUAUUAUCAUUGAUGGAUCAUUCUUGUUGCUAAUGAUAAAUCAUAAAUGUGCAAACUGUUCAUAAAAACACAAUAAAGGAACGUUUGUGUGUGUGUGACUGCAACAAUUAAUGUGGAGUGAUUUCUAACAGAGACUGAAUCCUUAUGUGUAAUGAUGUUAGUAUAUUUUUUCCUUAGAAAAUGUUAUAUGUUUAUUCAAAAUUGAAAUUACAACUUUUUUUGAUUGCAUGGACAUUUAAAGACUUGCUGGAAGUGACAAAUUUAGACAUUACCUGUACUGUAACCUUUUCACAUUAAAUCAAGUAUUACUGAGGGGAUUUGCCCCUUUGUUGAAA